Zymoseptoria tritici IPO323 is the source of this 1551-nucleotide messenger RNA. RefSeq lists its product as uncharacterized. Lineage: Eukaryota; Fungi; Ascomycota; Dothideomycetes; Mycosphaerellales; Mycosphaerellaceae. Gene Ontology annotation, cellular component: nucleus. The annotation marks the transcript as partial. Gene Ontology annotation, biological process: regulation of DNA-templated transcription. The record is from RefSeq and is a predicted model, not a curated record. Gene Ontology annotation, molecular function: transcription cis-regulatory region binding; zinc ion binding; DNA-binding transcription factor activity, RNA polymerase II-specific. The transcript has 2 exons.
AAGCGAGGCCGCGCUUGCGAAGCAUGCUCUCGUAUCAAAAUCCGAUGCGAACUGGGCGCUACGCCAGAUGCGAUUCCUCCCUGCGAGCGUUGUAUACGACUGAACAAGAACUGCAUUCUAUCGGCACCGAAGCGACAGAAAGAUCGUGUAAUGGAACUGGAAGCUCAAGUGGAGGCUCUCACCGCUCUCCUCCAGGCUCAAGGCAUACAAGACCCGGCAUCGCUGGCUGAAGAUUUGACGGCCCACACGCCAACAGAUCUGGAACCAAUGACUUUGGAUUUACUGGAUGCAAACAUAACUUAUGACGGCCAACAGCAGUUGUUGGAUCGAUACAUCGAAGAACAAGUACCUGCGCUGCCCUUGAUCCCCCUUCCUAGCGAUACUACAUUGGACUGGCUUCGCGCCGAGAAGCCCAUGCUUCUAUAUGCCGUCGUAUAUGCUGCUGGUCCGGGAAUGCUGGAUGUUGACGUACAGGAACGGGUUGCGCUCCCGCUGCUUGAUCGCAUGGCUAGGUAUCGAGCACGAGAGGACUCGGGCGGAGCGUCUGCAUCGGUUGUGAUGGAAGCACUAUUAUCCAUGCAGAUCGCAAGCCUGUGGUACCGAUCACCGAAAAGGCAUGUCGACCCACUCAAUGUAUUCAGGUUGCUUGAGAGCGCAUCUGAAUUCGCCUCUCGGCUUGGCGGCGAAGACAUGGCGACCCAGUCUAUUGACGGCAUAGACUCGAGUGAUAUAUGGAGGUCCCGGCUCGUAUCAUAUCUGCUCGGAUCCGCAAUGGCGAUUUUUGGGCGGAAGAAAAGUGCUAUUGAAUGGACACACAAUCACAAUUUGUGUCUCGUGCAAUUACAGUACUCACCUUUAUCAAAGCCGAGUGACCCUUGGCUCAGCCAAUUGGUCCGAGCAGAGAGACUGUGUGACCAGGUUGCGGAGCAAAUGGACCUGUUCAAACCUGAAGUCUACACUGAUCUCACAGAGCCUGCGAUGAAGCUGAGAGUCCAAAAUUGCCGCAGCAAGAUCUUGAAUUGGCGCAUGACAGUCCCACGAUCACUUCGCACGCCGACGUUACUGUUCUGGGAGCAUAUGGCAACGGUACUGAUGCAUGAGCCUGUGCUGUAUACGCCGUCGAACGGGAGAACCUGGACUGCGCCAUACCUGAGCGAGACGUUCUCAGUCACUGACUUUCCGGCUCCAUCAACCGUGACCGAAGAACAUAUCACAGCGAUCUUCGAAUUGACAACAGCAGCUCAGGGUAUGCUGGAAAUCAUCCUCGCCUUUGACACGAGGACCCUUCUAGCCCUUCCAGGCUUGUUGUUUACACCCAGGGCAGCUUACGCGCUUUCCAUACUUGCAAAGCUGUACAUCGCCGUCUCAGCGCCAGGCUCUACCCUCGGCGUUACAAUCGAUGGCAGUAUGCUACUGGUCGGCGAAUAUGCCGACAAGAUGAUCGCAGCUGGGAAAGCAUGCCGUGAUAUCGACGAGAGAUGCGUGCCGGCCAGAAUCAUGUUUGCUGCAAUUAGCAUCAAAGAGUGGUACCUGAACUUCUCAGGCAUUCUG